AUAUUUUUUUCGUGUUCCUCCAUUGUCCUCAUUUCAUUUUCAUUCUUUUUUGUGUGACUUCUCAUUUCACUUUCAUUCUCUUCACCUCUAAAAAGAUCAUGGCACUUGAGCAACUCAUGUUGAAAGAGACUCGUCACGGCCGUGACAAAAAGUUGGAUCUAAUCCAUGGACAAGGCCAUGUCAAGGACAUCAAUCUGUCAACAACAACCACCAGUUCUCAAGUUUCCGAUGACGCCAAUGGUCCAAGGCUGGAAUCCUUUAGGAUGCUAGAAAAAGAUGUCCCGGGUGGAGCUUCUCCCGAGAAGAGACUAGCAUGGUUGCGGUCUCAAGUCAUCGGUAAUGAUGUGGAGUUCGACACUCCUUUUGGAAAACGUAGGCUCACCUAUGCUGACUACACUGCCUCUGGCCGAUGUCUUCAGUACAUUGAGAACUACAUCCUUAAAAAUGUUCUUCCAUUUUAUGGGAAUAGUCAUACAAGUGACAGUUUUGUGGGGCAUAAAACUACAAAAAUGGUGCAUGAAGCAAGUAAGUAUGUCAAGUCUUGCUUAGGGGGCAAAGACGAAGAUGCAAUCCUGUUUGUUGGCUCAGGCACAACGGCAGCCAUUAAACGGCUUCAAGAGGUUAUGGGACUUGCUGUUGCAUCAACUAUGAAGGAAAGGGUGUUGACGAGCCUUAGGGAUGAAGAAAGAUGGGUAGUUUUUGUUGGGCCAUAUGAACAUCAUUCGAACCUCCUCUCGUGGCGCCAAAGCUUAGCAGAAGUUGUAGAGAUCGGUUUAGAUCAAAAUGGCCUAAUCGACGUUAAAGCUUUAAGAAACCAACUCGAGUCAUACCAACACACAAAUCGUCCUAUGUUGGGUUCUUUCUCAGCAUGUAGUAAUGUCACUGGAAUUUACACAGACACACGUUCCCUCACUUUACUCCUACAUCAAUAUGGUGCUUUCGCUUGCUUUGAUUUUGCUGCAAGUGGUCCUUAUGUGGAGAUUGAUAUGAGAUCUGGGGAGGUAGAUGGAUAUGAUGCAAUUUUUCUUAGUCCACAUAAGUUUGUUGGAGGUCCGGGUACCCCUGGAAUUCUUCUAAUGAGCAAGGUCCUCUAUCAACUAAGAUCUUCGCCGCCUUCAACUUGUGGUGGAGGAACUGUCAGUUUUGUCAAUGGAUUUAGUGAAAAGGACACUCUAUACUAUGAAGAUGUGGAAGAGAGAGAAGAUGCUGGAACUCCACCAAUUAUUCAGAAAAUGAGAACUGCAAUGGCUUUUUGGGUAAAAGAAUACAUAGGUUACGAAGUGAUCGAAAGGCAGGAGCACAAUUUCAUUGAAAGAGCGCUUGACAGGCUUCUAAUGAAUCCAAAUAUUUGGGUAUUAGGAAACACUACUGUAAGAAGGCAGGCUAUCUUGUCCUUCCUUGUGUUCUCCACGACAAACUCCUCCUCCGUUAAUACGAAAAACAAUCGCUUCAUAGAGGAAAACGGUACAAGAGACGAAGGAACUUUCAUGUGGAGAGAGUCCGGGAACAUUAGAGAUAAGCCCCUCCAUGGUCCUUUCGUUGCAAAGCUCCUCAAUGACCUUUUCGGCAUUCAGGCUCGUGGUGGGUGCGCUUGUGCUGGACCUUAUGGUCACCAUCUCCUCCAUGUUGAUGAGCCUCAUUCUGUCGCCUUCAAAUCCGCCGUCCAAAAGGGUUACAACGGAGUGAAGCCUGGAUGGACACGAAUCAACUUCGCAUUUCACAUGUCAGCAGAAGAGUUCGAGUUCAUUCUUGCUGCAUUGGAAUUCAUAGCUACGUAUGGCCAAAGGUUCCUUGUUCUUUAUGACUUCGACUGGAAAACAGGCAACUGGACUUUCAAGAAGAAGGCAUUGAAAGAGAUGGAGGCUUUCAAAUAUUGUAGACAAGAAUUCAACAACUUGUUGAUGACUCAUGCUUUACAAUCGGCCAGUUUGGAAGACACUGAAGGAAUGGCGAACGACAACACCAUUGAGAUGAUCCACAAUUAUGUGUCUUACUUGGAGACUGCUAAAAGAAUUGCUCAUUCUCUUCCAAAGUUUCCUUUAUCUAAACAGGUUCCGAAAGAGAUAGAUCUUAGCCUCGUGCACUUCAGAAUCUAGACUUGAACAUCUCUGACGCAGCUUUCUUCUCAUAAUAAAAAAGUACUUUUUACUUCAGAGUUGUAUAUUGUUGUUUGAAGAUUUUCCAUAUUGAAGAUAUGUUUAUUUUUUUAUGUCAGAAUAAUAAACGAAUAAAAGAAAUGGAACAUCUUGUUCCUUGUUUUUU
Cornus florida is the source of this 2262-nucleotide messenger RNA. RefSeq lists its product as uncharacterized. NCBI's taxonomy places the organism in Eukaryota, Viridiplantae, Streptophyta, Magnoliopsida, Cornales, Cornaceae. The transcript has 5 exons. The record is from RefSeq and is a predicted model, not a curated record. Bases 99 to 2096 code for a protein of 665 amino acids.